GUGCAAGGCAUGACGCGCAUGCGCAGCUCGCCAAGCAGUUUUGGUUACACGAGUUUACGUUGUCUUUACGUCUCUGUACAACCCUGCAGAAGCAGAAUAACUACUAUACAUUAUACUCUUGGAUACAUUAUACCAAGCUGAUCAGCACAGCGGUUGUAGUGGCCAGAAGGCGUGCGAUUCAAACAACAUGCCGCUGUAAACCUGUGUCCACUGGAAGCUAGUGGUGGCGCAGCUGUGCUAUGUGCUAAUGUUAUGGGACUGAACCGCAGGAAAACGCCGCCUGUGAUUGACAGCCUACUCUCUGCGUUGCGUUACACAUUCAGUGUGGUUGCUCGUGGAAUGGGGCAGUGGAAACUUUGGUUGGUUUAAUUUGCAACAACAAGUGCAGAGGAAGCAGGCGGCAACGCUCCAGGCCUUCGGUCACGUCGCACACGACUUCGGUGACCGACAUUAACAGUAUAACAUGGGGACCUGAAGUGAAUUCAGGAUAAACAAUAUUUAGCCGCGAAAUUUUGGACUUUGUUCUUGAAAAUGGCCGGUUUUACGGAUUUGCGGGAAAAGCUGAAGUCGAUGACACCGCACAGGGACACAGUUUUCGAGCACAGCAACGGCGAGAAGCGCAAAUACCGCGAGUCGGAUGACGAUGAGAGCGAGUACGAGGAGCGGCGGGACGCGGAGGCGCGCAAAGUGAAGAGCGGCAUUAAGCAAGCGAGUAUUUUCACGCAGGAGGAGUGCGCGCUUAUCGAGGCAAAGAUAGAUGAGGUGGUUGCCAAGGGGGACAAGGGGCUCUACCGGGAGCACACGGUGGACCGGGCGCCCCUGCGGAACAAGUACUUCUUCGGAGAGGGCUACACAUACGGCUCGCAGCUUGAGAAGCGCGGCCCCGGGCAGGAGCGGCUGUACUCCAAAGGCGAGGUGGACGAGAUCCCGGACUGGGUGCACGAGCUGGUCAUCGAUCGCCUCGUGACGCACGGCGUCAUACCGGAGGGCUUCGUUAAUAGCGCCGUGAUCAAUGACUACCAACCCGGGGGCUGCAUCGUGUCCCACGUGGACCCCAUCCACAUUUUCGAGCGGCCGAUUGUGUCCGUGUCGUUCUUCAGCGAUAGCGCGCUCUGCUUCGGCUGUAAGUUCCAGUUCAAGCCCAUCCGCGUGUCCGAGCCCGUGCUCUACCUGCCCGUGAGGCGCGGCAGCGUCACCGUCCUCAGUGGCUACGCAGCCGAUGACAUCACGCAUUGCAUCCGCCCACAGGACAUCAAGGAGAGGAGAGCUGUCAUCAUUCUGAGAAAAACAAGGCCGGAUGCCCCUCGCUUAGACUCCAAUUCACGGAGCCCAUCCAUCCACUCUUCUGAGAGAAGACACAUACUCAAAGCCAAACGCUCACACCGCAAGGCUGACCCAGAUGCUGCACACAGGCCUCGUAUUUUAGAGAUGGACAAAGAGCUGCAGAGGCGUUCCCUCUCCUCCCGACAGAGACGUCACGGCGACAGCAGUUCAGAGAACUCCUGGAGGAGAGCUGAAGAUAGAGAGCCGGGCUCCCGCUACACACACGACCACGCACCCACGCGACGAGUCAAAAUGAGACGUCAUUGAGACGCGAUCAGAACUCACUGCUUCUCUCCUCUGACGUCUUUUCGUUUGCUCAAGGAGAUGGAAAGCGAACAGAGUGACUCAGUAGAAGAGAUGCUUCUGGAGUGGGUGGCCUCAAGGACGUUUGACGCUGGCUGCUUUACUUAUUAAAAGGCUUGAUCUAUCUAUUCAGACAUAUCAGACAGAUCCACUAUAUUUUGUUCUGUGUGAUUUAAAGGAAAUGUAUGGAAUAAAAAGACAUCUAAACUGACUAGUGGAAUUCAAUCAUAAUUCAACAGUUCAUGUGCCAGUGUUAUGCAUAUAUAGCUCAUUUACAUAACAAUAUCAAAUACAAAUAUGUAUUGGUCCACUUUUUCAAAGGUAGGUUUUUGAGGAGUAAACAUGGUUGAUUUUUUUUUUUCUGGUUUUAAGAAUUUUGUUGGAUAAAUUCUAAAACAGAAGCUUCGAACAGGCUAUCAAAUAAUUUACAUAAAUGUUUUGUUUUUACGGAAGUCACAGAAAAAGCGAGAGGGAAAAUAAAUCGCAAGUUUUGUUAAUGCUGACAGACUGACUUAAGUUAAUGCCAUGAUAAUAAAAUGUGUUUUUGAUUUCCACACAGUGGCUUCUCAGUGCUUUUUUCCCCCAGUGAAGUGUGGUAAAGCCAUGGUAACUAGUUCUGUUCGACCACCAUGCAACCAUGCUGUUUUGAUUCUUUAUUUUUGAAGGAAAGAAUUCAUUCAUGCCAACAUUACAGCUGUCGUUCAAGAGCUAUAUGAGACUGUCAUAAUGGCAACAGUUCAUGUUUUAUUUUUUAUGUUCACGGUUCUGAGAUUGAAUGGAGCUGAAGGACAUGCACUAAAAUAUAAAAUGUCCCAUUGCAGGUGUUUAAUAGAAAAAUGCAUUUGGCUACAAAAGACUAUAUACUUUGUAUUCAAGAGGCUGACAUGCGAGACUUUUUGUUUAAAAGUUGAAAACUGAGUGGAUUUGACUGCAUAAAAGAUUAAAAGAGA
This is a messenger RNA of Ctenopharyngodon idella (grass carp), 2576 nucleotides long. It is a transcript of the gene alkbh5, whose product is annotated as alkB homolog 5, RNA demethylase. Gene Ontology annotation, biological process: mRNA processing; mRNA export from nucleus. Lineage: Eukaryota; Metazoa; Chordata; Actinopteri; Cypriniformes; Xenocyprididae. Gene Ontology annotation, molecular function: oxidative RNA demethylase activity. The coding region runs from base 532 to 1590 and encodes 352 amino acids. Gene Ontology annotation, cellular component: nucleus. The record is from RefSeq and is a predicted model, not a curated record. The transcript is spliced from 4 exons.